AGAUCAUAAUGUCCCAAAGUGUAAACUGAAAGAAAUCUUUGAUGUUUAAAUUUUUUCACUUUCUGAUGAGUUGAAUGACUAUGUGGAAUACUUAAGUUUGUUUUCAUUUUUAUAUUGGAGCCUUAGCAAAGUAGAAAAAAAAUGUGCUCGAUUUUGCACACUUUUUCCUUAAGCGAGCGCACUGCAUGAUGGGACGUAAUACCGUUGUUAUUUUUCUUGGGCGCAUGCCUUUGAACGAGUGCUCGAGAGCGGGGAAAAAUCCAGUUUACAUAGCUUUCAUACUCAUCAAUGUCAACAUCGACCAUGUGAAUGGUCCUCAGUUAGACAUGGUUACGUUCCAUUGCCUGCUUGGCUAAAAGAUUUGAAAUUGAGCGAUGCCCAACAAGAGCAACGACAUGGACCUGAGCCUUACCGGUUCACAGAUUGCAUCUAUGAAAAGGCCCAGCUCAGCCGGCAACCGACCACCGUCUAGCAGUGGGAGCAGGCAGGGUGCCAGCAGUGGUCGUACCACCCCGAAGACAUCCAACCACACUCGGAGCAACAGCAGCACCGUGGCCGGGGAGAGCAGUGCAGGGUCGAGGAGACCUAGCCCCGGCAGAUAUCGACCAGAGAGGACCAACUCUACUGGUGGUAUUUCAAAUGGUCCUGCUGUGAAUUCAACACCUUCAAAUGAAAGGCACAAGAGAGCAUCGAGUCACAAUGCGCAACUGAGUCACCGCAGCAAUGCAAGCGAGAGUAGCAGUAGAGCGUCGGCACUCAGCCGAGAUGCCCCAAGUAGUGCCACAGACUUCCUGGCUCUCUUCGACUGUAGCCACCAACCUGUCAUCAAGAACCGAUCCAGCAAGCCCAAGAAGGCAUCAACGCGCAACCACUGGAACGAGCCGCCAUCAGGGAGGGCCUUUGCAAUACCCUCCAGCGCAAGAAGUAGCAGUACUAUUGACUCCUACACCCUUAACGGCGGAAGGCAGGACACAUCCCGCGAUACGUCCCGCCACAGCACCCCAACCCCCCUGCAACUCAACACCCACGCUGCCUUCCUCUCCAAGCAGGAGAACCAAACCUCCCCGGUCCCCGUGGAUGCGAUGGACCUGCUGAAGAACUCGAUGAACACUAACAACACCAACCUGGACUCCACACCCCCCUCCGGAGCCGGUGACGCCCGGCUGGUCAGCAGCUCAGAGAAGAAUUUCCGAGCCCCGAGCCCCCUGAAGCCGACCACCAACUCCAAUAGGCUCAUGGCCCAGCCAUCGACGCGGGCGAGCGACGCACAGAACAGUCUACGAACUCCGAGGAGAGACCAAGUACCCCCGUCGCCCACUCAUCCGAUCGCCGAGACCUACAUAGAGUCAGUGAACGAGGCAGCCUGUAAGAUCCAGAGGUGGUACCGAAAAAUCUCCAGCACCAGACGAAAGGAAGGUGAAGAGGAGAUCAGGAGGAUCCUGCACCAGAAGAGGCAGGAGCGGGAGGACUUGCUACGGCAACAGCAGCAGGAGAUGGCUACGGAGCUGAAGAAGGAAGACCAGAGAAAGAGGUCGAGGGAAGAGAAAGCUCGGCUGGCCAGACAGGCAGCCAUUGAGGAACUCCAGAAGAAACGAGAGGUGAGAGCCCGAGACAUCCGGGAGAAAGCCGAGGAGGAGCUACGCUUCUUACAGACCAGCGGUAAGGUCUCCAAGAAGCCCACCGCCAAGCCCCGGCAGCGCAGCUCCAGCAAUGCCAGCAAGAAGCAGAGCGACAAGCCCCCUUCUCCUGGAGUGGGGAACACCGGCUCAACCCCCAACGAGCCGGUGGGAGCAGUGGGAGGAGCAGUUGGUCCGCGGCCGGGAACAGCAAGCAGUGUGGGUCGGAAGGUGGAUGAAAUAUUUGAUGAGCCAUCGACGCACAGAACACAAGCAACAGGAGAAGAGCCGGCAGAAACACCAAGCAUAGCAGGCACCAAGACGACCCUAACUGACCUCCUAGACACCCUGAAGCUGUUGGAGGAACCAGUCAGGGUGCCUAGCCCCACUGAAAAUAAGAAGAAAGGACCUGCUUGGUUGGACAUCCUAGACGACAAAGAAGAAGACGAGGUUGAGGAGCUUCCCGGACUGUCAAGAGAGCAGGCAUCCCAGAGGCGGGAGGUCUACCUCUCAGCGGAGAACCUCCAGCAGGUGGCCGAGAGCACCAAGCCCAAGGUCUUGGGGCCCAAGCCCUCGGAAGCAGGGCCCAAGAUGGGGUCGCCCCACGCCCUGCUCACCGAGGACAAACUCAAGAGUAUCAUGUCUUUCCUGGACGAGGUCGACCAAGCAGACAGAGAGGAAGUAGUCAGUCAAGUCAUCCUGUCUCAUGACAUGGCCUCAGUGGCCGGCCAGUCUGCCCUCCUGGUCCCCUCGGCAGCCGAGCUCCACAAGCUGGAGCAGGCGUCGGCGGCUGCCUCGGAGGUGACCAACACGGUCCUGUCUCAGCGGCUGCAACUGGAGGAGAAGGAGCGGUCCGUCAAGAUGCUGCAGAAGGCCCUGAACCAGCAGCGAGAGCUGACAGUCCGCCAUGCCAAGGAGCAGGAGAAGGAAAUGAAGAAGAGAUUGAGUGUACAAAAGGAGGAAUAUGAGGCCACUGUCAAGAGACACCUGUCAUUCAUCGAUCAGUUGAUUGAUGACAAGAAAACUCUCAGCGAGAAGUACGACACAGUGGUCAAAGACUUGAAGGCGGUGGAUAAGAAAUAUCAGACUAAGAUGAAAGCCAUGGAGGACACGCACAAUGCUGAGCUGCAAAAAGUGAAGGACGUCCAGGCAGCGGCUGAGAAGAUCCGACGUGAGAAGUGGAUCGACGAGAAAACCAAGAAGAUCAAGGAAAUCACAGUUAAAGGCUUGGAGCCUGAGAUCCAGCGGCUCAUAGCCAGCCACAAGGCUGAGAUCAAGAAGCUGAAAGCCAUUCAUGAGGCGGAGCUACUGCAAGCAGAGGAGAGGGCGGGAGGGAAGUACGUCCGACACACGGAGGAGCUGAGAGACCAGCUGGCCGAGGAGAAGGAGGCAGCCUGUGCGAGGGAGCGGGAACUAGCCAAAACCAGGUACGAGAAGCAGUUGGAGCAGGAGGAGGCAGCCUACCAGCAGCAACGACGACGCCUCUACGCCGACAUCCAGGAGGAGAAGGAGCGGCUUGCUGAGCAGGCCAAGCGGCAGCGGCAGGAGGUGGACCGGCUGACCCUGCAGAUGGAGGAGAACAGCCGGAAGGCCCUGACUGCCAUGAAGGAGGAGUACGAACAGGCCAGGGACGAGCAGGAAUGCAGGCAUAGGGCUGAAGUGAAGGACUUAGAGGAGAGAUUGAAGAUUGAAAAGGAGGCGUGGGAAGAGAACUACAUGAAGAAACAGGAAACCUGGCUCCUGUCCAAGGAGCGGGAGCUGAAGGAGCACGUGCGUAAGGAUCGGGACAAGGAGAUUGAACUGGUCAUUACUCGACUGGAGGAGGAUGCGGCCACCGGCAGGGAGGAGUGCGAGAGAGCCGCCGAGAACAGGGUCAAGAGGAUACGAGACAAAUAUGAGGCGGAACUGAGGGAAAUCGAGCUGUCGGAACGAAACACUCAAGAGAGGUAUAACGAGAUGAAGGCCAGGCUAGCCGACGUAGAAGGGGAGAAUAUCAGAAUCAGUGGACUGAUGAAACAAAAAGAACAAGAGGUGAAAGAUAUCAAAAAGAUAUGCGACAGGCUGACCACCGAGCGGAACAACGUGCAGGACGUGAUCCGGCAGGAGUUUGCCGACCGCCUGGUGGCCACCGAGGAGGAGAACAAGCGGGUCAAGAACGAGAUGUCGGAGAUGCGGGCCAGGCACAAGCUGGAGCUGAGCCGCAUCCAGGAGAGCAAGGAGGAGGAGAUGGAGGAAGUCCACAAGAGGGUGAAGCAGGCCAUCGUCAAGAAAGAGGAGACGGUCAACCAGCUCAGGCAGCAGCACGCGGCAGCCGUCAAGCGGGCUGACCACCUGGAGUCGUUGCUGGAACAGCAGCGGAAACAGCUGCUCAAGAAGUGAAUCCGUGGCAACGGCCGAUCUGUCGCUGCUGCCAACCGCAGCCGGCAAAAUGCCACGGUUCUGCGCGAGGGUGUAGGAAAACGGAGACUUCUCUUGUAGUGUGUGUGAACAUGUUGGAUGUCUUACUGUGCUGUCCCGUACUUAGUGCCUUCUUUGAAUUUAGAUGUGUGUUGGAAACACUGCUGAAUCGAAAACAAAACCAUUUGAGAAUUUCUUUUGGGAGGUGUCCCAGUGAGGUCGGACCAGUUUUAGUGCCUUUUUGCCACUUCUGCAGCAUGUACCAGUCAUUUCACUCUUUUUUAAGACCUUGUAAGGUCAAAGGUCGUAUGCGUAAACGGGUUAUGAAGUGUUUCAUUUUGCACUGUGUCUGUGGUUAGUUGGCAGGGGGGAGAGUGAGCAGGUGAAUUUGAACGUCACUGUCAGCGUUGUUGUAGUGCCCCCUUAAAAUGAUCGCAAGACAACACAAGACCUCCAGUGUGAAUUCUCGUCACACGCAAUUCAAAAAUCUCUUGUCACGGCAACGCUUGAGACCCGACUUGUGAUGCGACUUACAAUUGGUCAGGUAACAACUCUGGGUUGACCUGUGCUUCUCAGAAUCUUCUCUUGAGCCAAAACCCCAGGCUUGUAUGCCGGUCCUAAAAUGUCGUAUCUCGGCCAAACGGCCAGAUUGCAGUCAGACAAGUUGUAUCAUGCAGUGCAGCGUCGCAGUCAAGUCCAUCACAAGUCCACCACAAGUCAUCCAGUCUUGAGGCAAGUGGCAAGCAAAAGCAUUCCUCGGCCAUUGUUCACCCUGUUACUCAAAGGCCAGUCCAUACUUGGUGAGAGAGAAAACACAAAUGCGUAUUUGUGACGUCAUACCAAAUAUUCGGGUUGCAAAUUUGUAAAAAAUGAGCGCAAAUCAAUUCAGAUGAAAUUUCGCUGCAAAUUUUUCAGGACGUCAUAUUCGCUUUGCUUUCGCAUUUGUGUGGAGUAUGAACCAGCCUUUAGGCUGGUCUUAAAAGAACUUGUGACUGGUCUUAUGCUGGACUCGACUACAAUUAAUAUGAUGUAUUACCUCACAGGUACUUGGUGUCCACAAUUGGUUGCUGAUCAAAAAAUCACCAUUUCUUGAUCCUCAUGUACUGCCAUGCUGCUCUUCCCCUUUGACACCCUCCCAGAUUCUUCAAGGGAACUCUCUAGAUUAUGCAGUGAUGGCGGCCAUUCAGACUACUUGAUUGAAGAAUUUGUCAGUUGAAAUACAUGUACUUACAGUGCUGUUGAGAGCCGCGUCUGUGAUAUUAGUCAAUUUUCUGUUGACUUGGGCAUUUUGUUUAUGUUUGCAAACGUGUUGGUUCACAUAUGUAAGUGGCCACUGCCAAAAAAGUAUGGGCAAUAUGUAAAUUGAUAGUUUUCUGAUACGUCCAUGGAAAUGAGUUAUUGAGGCAGUAUUAUUGCAUUCAAAGUGUAAUAUUUGAAUAUUAUCAAUCAAAAAUGUUUUUGUAGUUGCAAGUCAGAUUGGACGAUUCUUUGUGCAGAGAGAGGGCUUUCGUGUCCUCCUCCGGAGACCAUUUUCUAACUGCUUCGCAAGGAUUUGAGCCAAAAAUGAAAUACGUCAAGAUAUACUUGCGCCUGGUUACAAUUACAAUAGAACAGCAGCACAGCAUGCAGUAUGUAGUGCUCUUUUCUGCCAUGAUGACUUUCCCCAAGUCAGAUAUAAGAACGAUGUACACAGGUACUCAACACUGGGUUGUCACUCAAGAGUUUUCUCCAAAUCAUGACUGCCAUUACACCUGCGUUAACAAAUGUGUGUGUUGUAGCACCCCGUGUGGGGUGUUGUAACACCCCGUGUGGGGUGUUCUGAUCAUCUGGUCAGUGUGGGACUCUUUUACAGGGGUUCAAAAUGUUGAUUCCAGCUGCAAGGCUCUGUUGCGUGUUCUUAGGCAAGUCAUUUGACCUUGAGUUACAUGCAACUCCCUCCACCUUUAAGUGUUAAAACAUUACUUGCGUUACCUAGGGAGUUACGGGUAGUGACCUCUGAACUUUGUCACCAGAGGUUUGGAGAUGCAAAAAACGGGCCAAAGUUCAUCAGACUCUCAAUGAAAGUUGGUUUGAAAGAGCUCCAGCAAUACAUUGGCUCUUCCUGGAACUACCCUUAAAGUGAACUACCUCUCUCUUAGCUUGUAGUCUCAAUCUUUCCAAAGGCUCAAAUCCAAUUUAAUCGUUCUUUAUUUAUGCCCCAAAAAAGGAGCCAUAAGUGGCCAACCUGGUGAACCCUGGCACCUCAGACUUACCUUUUCUCUCAGCAGUUGAUAAGGCAUCUGUUCCUGGCAUAAGUGAUACAUUGCUUUCUCAAACUUCUAGAAUUGUAAAUGUUAUCACAUCUAAAUAUUUUCAUGGAGUAAUUGCUUUCUGAAUCCUGGUGUGAUUUGAUUUUUUUUUAAUAGACCUCUGCUGUAAAUAUGAAAGUUUCUCUGUUCUGUAGAAAGUGUGCUCAUAAAAUAAAUUAUAUUGUAAAUAUUAAUAGGCUUUGUGUCUUGUUCAGGAAUAAAGCAACAAGGGCAAUGUUACCCUUUUGAUGGGAAAGUG
This is a messenger RNA of Acanthaster planci (crown-of-thorns starfish), 6560 nucleotides long. RefSeq names its product centrosomal protein 131 (gene cep131). Gene Ontology annotation, cellular component: centriolar satellite. NCBI's taxonomy places the organism in Eukaryota, Metazoa, Echinodermata, Asteroidea, Valvatida, Acanthasteridae. The record is from RefSeq and is a predicted model, not a curated record. Gene Ontology annotation, biological process: regulation of centrosome duplication; cilium assembly; intraciliary transport involved in cilium assembly.